AUGACAGCGGCCGUCUAUUCUCCCGCAGUGCACGUAGAGCCCGGCACGUGUGAAGUCAUCGCAGCUCACCGGUGCUGCAAUAAGAACAAGAUCGAGGAGCGCUCCCAGACGGUGAAAUGCUCCUGCUUCCCGGGGCAGGUGGCAGGGACGACGCGGGCGGCCCCCUCCUGCGUGGACGCCUCCAUCGUGCUGCAGAAGUGGUGGUGCCAGAUGGAGCCGUGCCUGGCCGGGGAGGAGUGCCGGGUGCUGCCCGACCUCUCGGGAUGGAGCUGCAGCAGCGGCAACAAAGUGAAGACAACCAAGUUUACAAAUGUAGAUGUGUCUCCCAAGGCAUCUCCCUCACCCCCUGGGAACACAGAAUAA
Messenger RNA from Pterocles gutturalis (yellow-throated sandgrouse), 363 nucleotides. Its product is annotated as protein FAM19A2-like. Bases 1 to 363 code for a protein of 120 amino acids. NCBI's taxonomy places the organism in Eukaryota, Metazoa, Chordata, Aves, Pterocliformes, Pteroclidae. Gene Ontology annotation, molecular function: receptor ligand activity. The transcript has 3 exons. The record is from RefSeq and is a predicted model, not a curated record.